AAAUGGUUCAACAUUUUUUUUUUAACUUGGGACUGCCAAGAGCUGAAGGAGAGUGGUGAGCAAAGGAAUGAAGGGAGAGAGAAACUAAACUGGAAGCUUGAGUUUUGUGUAGCUUCUGAAACCUUAUGAAUGGAUUACUAGAAGCUGAGAGCCAGGAGAGACCUAGAGGGGAUGCAAGAUCCCUUACACAUUAAAAGGGGGAGAAAAGCAGGCGGAAUUCUUCUUCCUGGCUGUGUUAUCCCUCCUUCCUGAAAUGAAUGGAACCCACAAGACUCCCAGAAGGUGAAGUCAAGAGCUCCCAGGCUCAUAAGGUUAUUAGAACAGCAAACUGACAACCCAAAUAACUUUACGGAGACUUUCAACCUUCCAACAAGUUGGAUGAGGGAUUAAAAACCAACAACCAACAACCCCAAGCACCAAACUGAAGGAAACACUCUAACCUUCACGGACAGACUGGAAGUUGGUUGGGGACCUGGCUGAGGACAUCGGAGAAUGAAAGUUAAGUACCAGCUUGGAUUUUCGUGCCCCUAGAUUAUUUUUGCAUGUAAAAAUAAGAAGAUUCAAAUUGUGUGUCUCUGUGUAAAAGUUCUAGCAAAAUUUGUUUUAAGGUGAACUUAUGUUGGCUUAAGGACUACAGAAAGAGAAGGUAAUUCCGAGGGAAGGAAGAAGAGAAAGAAACGAAAAUUAGAGAAUAAGUUUAUUUUGACUGACUUCAGAUAGUGAGGGGUAUGUGCUUGUGAGUGUAUAUUUGAGAGACUUGGCUCAUGCCUGUGGGUCUCUCUUCUAGUAUCACAGAGGGGAGGGAUUGUUGAAGAAGAAGGAGGGGGGAAGAAACCUGAGCUCUCUGGGAGGAAAUUCAAAGGAACCAAGAGGAAUUAAGUUCAUUCUGCAAGGACUAAAUUAGGAAGAGAGAUAUCAAGGGAGAAGCGUGCAGGAAGCACAUGUGGCAGGAAGGCGUAGAAGCCGCGCUGGCAGAGUGGUCAGCACAGGUAGCCAGCAGAGGCAUUCUUGAGGCUAUUUGAAAAAGUUUGGUCUGCGAACAAAACAGUUUCCCUGGUGACUGCAAAUCCAUUGCUAGCUGCCCCUUUCUCUUCUGCCCAUCACUCUGGUGUGGUACCCAGAACUUGACUUCUGGUUCUGUAGAAAGAGCUAUGGGAGGUAUGAUGUGCUUAAAGAUCCUGAGAAUAAGCCUGGCUAUUUUGGUUGGGUGGGCAUUUUGUUCUGCCAGCUCUGAGCUGGGCUGGACACACAAGAAAUCCUUGGUUCAGAGGGAACACCUGAGUCAGGUUCUGUUGGAAGGAGAACGUUGUUGGCUGGGAGCCAAGGUUCGAAGACCCAGAGCUGCUCCACAGCAUCACCUCUUUGGAGUCUACCCCAGCAGGGCUGGGAAAUACCUGGGGCCCUACCCUGUGGGAGAGCAGGAAAUCCACCAUACGGGACGCAGCAAACCAGACACGGAAGGAAAUGCUGUGAACCUUGUUCCCCAAGACCUGACAGAAAAUCCAGCAGGACUGAGGAGUGCAGCUGAACAGCCAGCUGCCCUGUGGGUAGGGGAUGGUCCUGUUGGGCAAUCUGAGCUUCUGGGAGAUGAUGACACUUAUCUUGAAAAUCAAGGGUCCAAGAAGACUCUAGGUGGGGCUGGGACUCAGAAAGAUUCGGCCAUUUUCACAACUCUAAAGGAACCCAAACCAGAGACCCAAAAGAGGGGCUGGGCCAAGUCCAGACAGCGUCGUCAAGUGUGGAAGAGGCAGGAGGAAGAUAUACUGGGAGACUUUGAUAUCUCUUCACAUUUCCAACCUUGGUCCAAGCAUUCCCUUAAGCACAGGGUCAGAAAGAGUCCACCGGAGGACAGAACCCAAAAUGGUGGAGAGGACUCCUACAGGGAAGCAGAGACCUUUAACUCCCAAGUAGGACUGCCCAUCUUAUACUUCUCUGGGAGGCGGGAGCGGCUACUGCUGCGUCCAGAAGUGCUGGCUGAGAUUCCCCGGGAGGCGUUCACAGUGGAAACCUGGGUUAAACCGGAGGGAGGACAGAACAACCCGGCAGUCAUCGCAGGUGUGUUUGAUAACUGCUCCCACACUGUCAGUGACAAAGGCUGGGCCCUGGGGAUCCGCUCAGGGAAGGACAAGGGAAAGCGGGAUGCUCGCUUCUUCUUCUCCCUCCGUACCGACCGCAUGAAGAAAGCCACCAUCUUGAUUAGCCACAGUCGCUACCAACCAGGCACAUGGACCCACCUUGCAGCCACUUACGAUGGACAACGUAUGGCUCUGUAUGUGGAUGGCACUCAGGUGGCUAGCAGUCUCAGCCAGUCUGGUCCACUGAACAGCCCCUUCAUGGCAUCCUGCCGCUGUUUGCUCCUCGGGGGAGACAGAUCUGAGGAUAGACACUAUUUCCGUGGACACCUGGGCACACUGGCUUUCUGGUCAACCGCCCUCCCACAAAGCCAUUUUCAAAACAGUUCUCAACAGUCAAGUGGGGAGGAGGAGAUGACUGACUUGGUCCUGAUAGCGAGUUUUGAGCCUCUGAACACAGAGUGGGUUCCCUUUAGAGAUGAGAAAUACCCACGACUUGAGGUUCUCCAGGGCUUUGAGCCAGAGCCUGAGAUUCUGUCUCCUUUGCAGCCCCCACUCUGUGGGCAAACGGUUUGUGACAAUGUGGAAUUGAUCUCCCAAUACAAUGGAUACUGGCCCCUUCGGGGAGAGAAGGUGAUACGCUACCAGGUCGUGAACAUCUGCGAUGAUGACGGCUUAAGCCCCAUUGUGAGUGAGGAGCAGAUUCGUCUGCAGCACGAGGCACUGAAUGAGGCCUUCAAUCGCUACAACAUCAGCUGGCAGCUGAGUGUCCACCAGGUCCACAAUUCUACCCUGCGACACCGGGUUGUGCUUGUGAACUGUGAGCCCAGCAAGAUUGGAAAUGACCAUUGCGACCCCGAGUGUGAGCACCCACUCACAGGCUAUGAUGGGGGUGACUGCCGCCGGCAGGGCCACUGCUACUCCUGGAACCGUAGUGAUGGGCUCUGUCACAUGGAGUGCAACAACAUGCUGAACGACUUUGACGAUGGGGACUGCUGCGACCCCCAGGUGGCUGAUGUGCGCAAGACCUGCUUUGACCCUGACUCACCCAAGAGGGCAUACAUGAGUGUGAAGGAGCUGAAGGAGGCCCUGCGGCUGAACAGUACUCACUUCCUCAACAUCUACUUUGCCAGCUCCGUGCGGGAAGAACUUGCAGGUGCUGCCACCUGGCCUUGGGACAAGGAUGCUGUCACUCACCUGGGUGGCAUUGUCGUCAACCCAGCCUAUUAUGGGAAGCCUGGCCACAUCAACACCAUGAUCCAUGAAGUUGGGCAUGUUCUGGGACUCUACCAUGUCUUCAAAGGGGUCAGUGAAGGAGAAUCCUGCAAUGACCCCUGCAAGGAGACCGUGCCAUCCAUGGAAACGGGAGACCUCUGUGCCGACACUGCCCCCACUCCCAAGAGUGACCUGUGCAGGGAACCAGAGCCCACUAAUGACACCUGUGGCUUCACUGGCUUCCCAGGGGCUCCAUUCACCAACUACAUGAGCUACACAGAUGAUAACUGCACUGACAAUUUCACCCCGAACCAAGUGGCCCGAAUGCAUUGCUAUUUGGACCUGGUCUAUCAGCAGUGGACUGAAAGCAGAAAGCCCACCCCCAUCCCCAUCCCACCCAUGGUCAUCGGACAGACCAGCAAGUCCCUCACUAUCCACUGGCUGCCUCCUAUUAGUGGAGUUGUAUAUGACAGGGCCUCAGGCAGCAUGUGUGGCGCUUGCACUGAAGAUGGGACAUUUCGUCAGUAUGUGCACACAGCUUCCUCCCGGCGGGUGUGUGACUCCUCAGGUUACUGGACCCCAGAGGAGGCUGUGGGUCCUCCUGAUGUGGAUCAGCCCUGCGAGCCCAGCUUGCAGACAUGGAGCCCUGAGGUCCACCUGUACCACAUGAACAUGACGGUCCCCUGCCCCACAGAAGGCUGUAGCCUGGAGCUGCUCUUCCAACACCCAGUCCAAGCUGACACUCUCACCCUGUGGGUCACUUCCUUCAUCAUGGACUCCUCUGAAGUCCUCUUUGACACAGAGAUCUUGCUAGAAAACAAUGAGUCUGUGCACCUGGGCCCCUUAGACACUUUCUGUGACAUCCCACUCACCAUCAAUCUGCACAUGGACGGGAAGGUCUCGGGAGUGAAAGUCUACACCUUUGAUGAGCGGAUAGAGAUUGAUGCAGCGCUCCUGACUUCUAAGCCCCACAGUCCCUUGUGCUCUGGCUGCAGGCCUGUGAGGUACCAGGUUCUCCGCGAUCCCCCAUUUGCCAGUGGUUUGCCCAUGGUGGUGACACAUCUUCACAGGAAGUUCACAGACAUGGAAGUCACACCUGGGCAGAUGUAUCAGUACCAAGUUCUAGCCGAAGCUGGAGGAGAACUGGGAGAAGCUUCACCUCCUCUGAACCACAUCCACGGAGCUCCUUAUUGUGGAGAUGGGAAGGUGUCAGAAAGCCUGGGAGAAGAGUGUGAUGAUGGAGACCUCAUGAAUGGAGAUGGCUGCUCCAAGGCGUGUAAGCUGGAGGAAGGUUUCAACUGUGUAGGAGAGCCAAGCCUUUGCUACAUGUAUAAGGGAGAUGGUGUAUGUGAACCUUUUGAGAGAAGAACCAGCAUUGUAGACUGUGGCGUCUACACUCCCAAAGGAUACUUGGAUCAGUGGGCUGCCCAGGCUUACUCCUCUUACGAAGACAAGGAGAAGUGUCCUGUUUACUUGGUAACUGGAGAACCUCAUUCCCUGAUUUGCAAAUCAUACCAUCCAGAUUUACCCAGCUACCGUCCCCUAACUGGCUGGUUUCCCUGUGUUGCUAGUGAAAAGGAAACUCAGGAUGACAGGAAUGAGCAGCCAGAAGGCAGCCUGAAGAGAGAGGGUGAGGUCUGGCUCAAGGUAUGUUUCAAUAGACCAGGAGUGGCCAGAGCAAUUUUAAUUUUUUUGAUGACUGAUGGCCUAGUCCCUGGACAGCAUGGGCAGCCAACAGUGACUCUCUACCUGACCGAUGUUCAUGGAAGCAACCACCUUCUUGGAACCUAUGGACUGUCAUGCCAGCAUAACCCACUGAUAAUCAAUGUGCUCCACCACUGGAACGUCGUCUUCCCACAUACCACCUCAGUGCUGUUGAAUUUCUCAUCCCCACGGAUUGGCAUCUCAGCUGUGGCUCUAAGGACAUUCUCCCACUUUGGUCUUUCAGCUCCCAGUAACUGCAUCUCAGAGGACGAGGGGCAGAAUCAUCAGGGACAGAGCUGUGUCCAUCGGCCCUGUGGGAGGCAGGACAGCUGUCCGUCAUUGCUGCUUGAUCACGCUGAUGUGGUAAACUGUACCUCUGAAGGCCCAGGUCUUAUGAAGUGUGCUAUCACUUGUCAAAGGGGAUUUGUCCUUCAGGCCAGCAGUGGGCAGUACAUCAGACCCAUGCAGAAGGAAGUUCUGCUCACAUGUUCUUCUGGGCACUGGGACCAGAAUGUGAGCUGCCUUCCCGUGGACUGUGGUGUUCCUGACCCGUCUUUGGUGAACCAUGCAGACUUCUCCUGCUCAGAGGGAACCAGCUUUCUGAAACGCUGCUCAAUCUCUUGUCUCCCACCAGCCAAGCUGCAAGGACUGAACCCAUGGCUGACGUGUCUCGAAGAUGGUCUCUGGUCUUUCCCUGAAGUCUACUGCAAGUUGGAGUGUGAUGCUCCCCCUGUUAUUCCAAAUGCCAACUUGCUCCUGCCUCACUGCCUCCAGCCCAACCACGACGUGGGCACCAUCUGCAAAUAUGAGUGCAAACCAGGGUACUAUGUGAUGGAGAGUGCGGAGGGUAAAGUCAGGAACAAGUUCCUGAAGAUACAAUGCCUGGAAGGUGGUAUCUGGGAGCAAGGCAGCUGCAUUCCUGUGGUGUGUGAGCCACCCCCUCCUGUGUUUGAAGGCAUGUAUGAAUGUACCAAUGGCUUCAACCUGGACAGCCAGUGUGUGCUCAACUGUAACAAGGAAAGUGAAAAGCUUCUUAUCCUCUGCACUAAAGAGGGACUGUGGACCCAGGAGUUUAAGUUGUGUGAGAAUCUGCAAGGAGAAUGCCCACCACCUCCAUCAGAGCUGAAUUCCGUAGAGUACAAAUGUGAACAAGGAUACGGGAUUGGCGCAGUGUGUUCCGCAUUGUGUGUAAUCCCCCCCAGUGAUCCCGUGACGCUGCCUGAGAACAUCACUGCUGACACUCUGGAGCACUGGAUGGAACCUGUCAAAGUCCAGAGCAUUGUGUGUACUGGUCAGCGUCAAUGGCACCCAGACCCCGUCCUGGUCCACUGCAUCCAGUCGUGUGAGCCCUUCCAAGCAGAUGGUUGGUGUGACACUAUCAACAACCGAGCCUACUGCAACUAUGACGGGGGAGACUGCUGCUCUUCCACGCUCUCCUCCAAGAAGGUCAUUCCAUUUGCUGCUGACUGUGACUUGGAUGAGUGCACCUGCCGAGACCCCAAGGCAGAAGAAAAUCAGUAACUGUGGGAACAAGCCCCUCCCUCCACUGCCUCAGAGGGAGGUGACCUGGCACAGGGAGGCUGGGGUCAGGAUGACUGAGCCUGGACCUAGAAAGUCAAUAUGUAGGAGGUAUUGGUGAUUUGUGAUCCAUGGGCAGCAGCAUAAUGAUCUGCAAGGAUGAAAACUACAAAGUUUCAAAGGUGACAAAUCUGAAUUUGCAUUCUGGGUCCAUUACUCACUAGGUAAGUCGUCUAGUUACUGAAACUCUCUGAGCCUCAGUUUCCUAAAUAUCUACUUUCGCCCAAGACCAAGCCCAGCAUAGUGGUUAAGCAGUGCCAGGCAAGAAGGGGUUAAAGAGUGAUUGAUGGAGAUGAUGUGUAUAGAUUACUCUCUCAAAACAUUUGCAGCCAGGUGUGGUAGCUCAUGCCUGUAAUCCCAGCACUUUGGGAGGCUGAGGUGGGAGGACCCCUUGAGGCCAGACAUUUGAGACCAGCCUGGCCAACAUAAUGAAACCUCCCUUCCACUAAAAAUAGGAAAAUCGAGACUGGCAUAGUGGCACACACUUGUAGUCCCAGCUACUCGGGAGGCUAAGAAGGGAGAAUCACUUUAACUUGGGAGGUAGAGGUUGUAGUGAGCAGAGAUUGCACCACUGCACUCCAGCCUAGGUGGCAGAACAAGACUCCAUCUAAAAAAAAGAAUGGCUGGGCAUGGUGGCACAUGCCUGUAAUCCCAGUACUUUGGGAGGCUGAGGCAUGUGGAUCAUGAGGUCAGGAGAUCAAGACCAUCCUGGCCAACAUGGUGAACACUCCCAACUCUGCUAAAAAUACAAAAAAAUAAAUUAGCUGGGCAUGGUGGCAUGUGCCUGUAAUCCCAGCUACUCGGGAGGCUGAGGCAGGAGAAUUGCUUGAAGUAGGAGAAUUGCUUGAACCAGGGAGUCAGAGGUCGCAGUGAGCCGAGAUCACACCACUACAUUCCAGCCUGGCAACAGAGCAAGACUCUGUCUCAAAAUAAAAUAAAAUUGACAGUGAAGAAAAGGAGGAGAGGAGAGAAUUGCCCUUUUGUGACUUCAAAAUUCCCAAACACCAUGCUUCUCUAACCUUAGAGGGACUAAGAUGUGUGCCAUCAUUAGUUAUGUUCUCAGGACAGUUAGAACAGAUGGAAACUCCUAUGUGGUUUGGCUGCCAGGAGAUGUUCUAUCCCACUGAUUCGGAAAGAAGCAAAAUGGAUCUGUAAGGCAACGGUGGUAACAUGUGGAGCUGAGGAAAAGGAAGUGGGCUAGGGGGAAAUUUGGAGUUGGCAGAAACUCAGCUGGCAUAUGCCUGUAAAGUUGCAUUACCUAUGUGAGGAACACUGGUUAUUUUCUUCAAAAGACAAUUGAAUUGCUGAAUUUAUUGCAUUGCACAAUAGCACCGUCCAGUGCAACCUUUGACGAUGGAAAUGUUCUAUGUCUGCGUUGUCUGAGGUAGUAGCCACUAGGCACUACAGGUUGCUCUCUAGCCCUAGUGACCAAUGAGACUGAAAAACUGAAUUCUAAAUGUUACUUAAUUUCAGUGCCUUUUAACAGCGACAUGUAGCUAGCCAUGUCACUGGCCAGCACAGUUCUAAAGCAUCACACACACAUAUAUAAUUCAACUUGCUUUUAAAUCAUGCUACUUAUAUCUCAUGGCUAAUGUAAGGUUGCAUGAUGCUCAGGUGGAUAUUUUAGGUUAUAUUAUCUAGUUUGAAAAAAUAAGUUUAAUAAAUAAUCUACAAAUUAUACAUCCAGAUGCCUGAAACCAUAAAUUCAAAAGCAAACACAAAGACCUCUUACUGGCAUGUAGCUUUCAUAAAGCCAGUUUUUAGUGGCUAAGAUAAGUAGUAAUUCCUGGGAUGCUAACUUUGGGAAAUCAGACAGUGACUGGAGAGCAGUGAAGCACUCAACAUAAAUGAGACAUGAGAAAUAUUGAGAGAGGCACAAAGAAGCCCCAGAUGGCACAUCCAGUAAGUGGCAGAGCCAGUAUUUGGACCCAGUUGUCUGGUUCUAGGGUUUGUGCAUUCACCCACCACGCUCUAUCACAACACUCCAUUUCCUGAGAAACCACACGCAUAAAUCACUGUACUUAGUUUUGCAGAUUCUCAGGCUUGAAAGGGUCUCCAAAAGCCCACUGUUAUUCACUAUAACAUUCCUUCCAGUAAGUUGUCCUGCUUCAUUAUGAAUUCACCUCAUAUUAAGGAACUCACUGUAUCCCAAAGCUAUAUGUUUUAUAUCCAGCCUUCUCUGAUUUUAAUGAAGUUAAAAAUACUCACAUAGCUGAUAGUAUCAUUAUUUUAGUCAAUAUAUUUUUGUUGAAUAACUAUUACAUCCCAGGCACUAGGGAUACGGUAGUGAGUAAAUUGCAAUCUCUGUCCUCAAGAAACUUGAGAAGUUGAAGGAGACAGAUAAUAUGCAAUAAGUAUGUAUGCCAGCUGUUGAAGAUUGCUGUGGGAAAAGAGAGCAGGGAGUGGGGAUAAGGAGGGGCAGGGCGGCAAAGGAGCUGGUUCACACGGGGAAGGCCCAUGGAUGCUUCUUGGAGAUGCGAAGGGAGUGAGGAAAUGAGCCAAGGGAUACCUGGGAGGGAGAAUGAACUAGGCACAGUGAACAGCAAAUGUGAGGUGGGAGAGAACUUCAUGUGUGUGAGGAAGAGCAUUGAGACCGGUAUGGCUGCAGCAGAAUGAGGGAGACAGGUGAGGCUGGAGAAGUACGGAGGGGUGGAGGGGACCCUGGAGGAUCUUGUUAGCUAUGAUAAUGACUCUGGCUUUUACUCAGAGUAAAACUGUUUUUGACACCAGUUUCUUUAUACUUGUAAAUAAUCCAUGCGUAUCCUUCGUGUCUUUCACAUCCAUCAUCCUCCUUUCCAUCUGCUGUGCUCUCAUUCUGUCUGGGGCUGGCAUCGCUUCCAUGGUAAAGUCUCUAAGCAAGUGCUCCUCACCUUCCUCGUCCCCCUCCAAUCCAUUCCAGCACAGUGAGUACACACUUCCUCUGAAAGCACAGCUCUUAUGGAGUCAUCCACUACUCAGGAAAAGAGUUCGCUGUCUCUGUGUGUCCUUAAGGUUCAAACCAGUCUCAGCACAGCCAGCCCUUUACACUGAUCUCCCCUGCUUCUGAACACAUACUCCAUACCCUUGCCAAAGGUGGUAACUCCCCAGUCCCUGAAGUUUCCACUUUUGUGCUCAUGUUAUUUGUUUACCUAGAGUGCCGUCUCUUCUACCUUCAUGUGACAAAAAACUUGCUCAUUUUUUUAGUUGCUUCUCACACAUCUCCAAUCUAAUGAAGACUUUCUUUAUCUUUCUGUUCGAUGAGAUUUAAGGUGUUCAUGACCCCUAUUGUCCUCUUCUAGGAUAAUCAAUAUAUCUGACUGAUUUUUAUUAGAUGUGUGUUCUUAUCUUUCCCCACUAUUCAACUGUAACCUCUUUAAAAGCAGGUGAACUCGGGGCUCCACUAGGCCAUUUGAUGCCUUUUGGGAGAAUUGGAAAAAGGCAUCAUUUUAUCUGAGUAAAGGCAAAUCAGUGUCAGAGACUAUGGCUUGAAAAAUUCAGGUAGCAUGGCUGGGUUUCUGGACACAUUCACUCCUUGGACCAGGCAGCCUUGGGCAGGACACAACCUCACACCUCUAUGUGGUGGCUCUGAAAACACUGUCUUACCCAUUUUUGGUCUAUGGUAUCACCUUACAUAGUGUCCUUCCCUAAAUAAAACCUUGAAAUGUGUUGACUGGAAUUUCAA
This is a messenger RNA of Callithrix jacchus (white-tufted-ear marmoset), 10230 nucleotides long. NCBI's taxonomy places the organism in Eukaryota, Metazoa, Chordata, Mammalia, Primates, Cebidae. The record is from RefSeq and is a predicted model, not a curated record.